CCAAUCCUUCAAUCCAUUGCUCGCAGACUUGUUGGAAGGAACUAUCAAUCGUUGGGACUCUCCAAAACAAUGGCGGCGAGGAACGCAGUUCUCAAGUACCUGAGAGUUAACUGUCGAUCCAAUGUACCCCAGAACCCUAGCAGCGGAACCUUCUCCCUGGCAUUGAGCGGUAGCAAUUUGCUGUGGCGGCGGCACUUAUCGGAGGAGGUGAGGGGCUCUUUCCUCGACAAAUCCGAGGUUACUGAUCGUGUCAUCACGGUCGUCAGGGCCUUCCAGAAGGUUGAUCCUUCCAAGGUAAGUCCAAAUGCUCAUUUCCAGAAUGAUCUUGGGUUGGAUAGUUUAGACACAGUAGAGGUCGUGAUGGCACUGGAAGAAGAGUUUGGUUUUGAGAUUCCGGAUAAUGAAGCUGACAAGAUCAACACCAUUAACCUUGCUGUUGACUUCAUCGCAUCCCACCCUCAGGCAAAAUGAUGAUGAAAAGAAAUAAAGGUAGCGCAAUUUUUCCUCCCGGUCCCUGUGACUGCCUGAGGAGGAACUGCUAACUCAUUGCAUCUGAAGAGAGGGAGGGUAUGCUUCUUGUGUUUUUUGGUUUGGACAUCAAACUAAUUCUUUGUUUUCAUGCGGGUGGGUUCUUCAGGUUGGUUGGGAUGUAUUUAGGGUAUCCAUGGAUCCCUGUUAAUGCUACUUGCGAUGCACUUUCAUUGUUUAAUGACUGCUGAAAUGAUAAUACUUUGGGAACAAAUUAUUGUAU
Messenger RNA from Diospyros lotus (date-plum), 751 nucleotides. Its product is annotated as acyl carrier protein 2, mitochondrial-like. The record is from RefSeq and is a predicted model, not a curated record. Gene Ontology annotation, molecular function: phosphopantetheine binding; acyl carrier activity; acyl binding. The coding region runs from base 70 to 471 and encodes 133 amino acids. Lineage: Eukaryota; Viridiplantae; Streptophyta; Magnoliopsida; Ericales; Ebenaceae. The transcript has 2 exons. Gene Ontology annotation, cellular component: mitochondrion. Gene Ontology annotation, biological process: fatty acid biosynthetic process.